GCUACCUGCUGGCGAGGUGCCGCCCUGCGCCUGGGCCCUCCCUUACCUAGGACUGUCCCGCCCAGGGGACCAGGGAGACGGAAACACUGCCGCCCAGGGCCAUGGAAGGAGGCCUCCACUGGGAACCCGAGCCCUGGGGGCCCCCAGGCUCAUCGCUGGCCUCUGUGCUGAAGGAGCUCCCAAGUGCUGCCACCAUUCGGUACCGUGGCCCUGGGGUGCUGCCCUGGGGGUCCCUGGAGGAGGAGGAGGAGAAAGAUGGAGGAAGGAGCAUUCAGGCCUUCGCCGGUGCUAGCCAAAUGGAGCAGGAAACCCACCCUUCCCGGGAGCUGCCCUGGCCCAUGCAGGCGAGGCGGGUGCAUAGGAAGAACCAGGCCGGGCAGCACGGGGCCUACAGCUCCCAAUCCAGGGUUGGCCACUGGGCCCGGCUACUGACCAGGGGCCAGGAGAAGAUGAAGGCAGGCCUGCGUGGCCUGCAGCCUUGGGCGUGGACUGUGAAGAGGAUCGGGGGCCAGUUUGGUGGUGGCACCAAGUCCUACUUCUCUCUGCUGCGCUUUCUGUUGCUUCUCAACGUCCUGGCGUCAGUGCUUGUGGCCUGCAUGGUGCUGCUGCCCACCUGGCUGCAGGGGACUCCCCCGGGCCCUCCCGGCCCCAAUGCCUCCUCGUCAUGCGGCUCUUACAGCCCCCACGCCUCAGGUCUGGCCAGCUUCGCCUCCCAGCUCUUCAACUUGCUCUCUGGAGAGGGUUACCUAGAAUGGUCCCCUCUCUUCUACGGCUUCUACCCUGCCCGCGGGUACCUAGGAGUCACCUACCUGUGCUCCGUCUUUGCCUCUGGCCUCCUCUGCCUCCUGCUCAUCCUGCGUCGCUCAGUGUCAGGACUGAAGCAGACGCUGCUGGCCGAGUCAGGGGCUCUGACCAGCUACAGCCACCGGGUGUUCUCCGCCUGGGACUUUGGCCUCAGUGGGGCUGUGCACGUGCGCCUGCGCCAGCGCAACAUCCUGUACGAGCUGCAGGUGGAGCUGGAGGAGGCAGAGGUUCGGCGAAGAGCCAAGGCUCGCACGCUGGGCCAGCAGGCCCGGGUGUGGCUGGUGCGGGGGCUGCUCAACCUGCUGGUGAUGGCGCUGCUGGGCGCGGCCUUCUACGGCGUCUACUGGGUCACGGAGGAAACCGGACGGCUGCAGGAGAAGCCCCUGGUCCAGCAGGCGCCGCUGCUGCAACUCGUAGUGAGCUACGUCCCGUCCAUCUUCCUCUCCACAGUCAACGUUGUGCUACCGCCUGUGUUUAACCUCAUUGGCCAGCUGGAGGGCUACACUCGGAGCCACCAGAUCGUCCUUAUCCUGAUCAGGACUGUGUUUCUGCGCCUCGCUUCCCUGCUGGUUCUGCUCUUCUCGCUCUGGUCUCAGAUCACCUGUGGGGGCAACGCCCAGGCCCCAGAGUGCAAAGACUGUGGCUACAACUACAAAGAGCUCCCGUGCUGGGAGACUCGCGUGGGCCAGGAGAUGUACAAACUCCUGCUCUUCGAUCUGCUGAUCAGUCUGGCCUUCGCACUCCUCUUCCAGUUUCCUCGAAAGAUAUUCUGUGGCCUCUGUCCAGGACCGCUGGGGCGCUGGGCCGGGACGCUGGAGUUCCAGGUCCCCGAUGAGGUGCUGGGGCUCAUCUACGCACAGACAGUGGUCUGGGUGGGCAGCUUUUUCUGCCCUUUACUACCUUUGCUCAACACAGCCAAGUUCGUGUUGCUUUUCUAUCUGAAGAAGCUCACUCUGUUUUCCACCUGUUCCCCGGCCGCCCGCACUUUCCGGGCCUCCAUGGCGAGCUUCUUCUUCCCCCUGAUCCUCCUCCUGGGACUCGUCCUCUCCGCUGUCCCUGUGCUCUACAGCAUCUUCCUAAUCCAACCUUCCAAGCUAUGUGGUCCAUUCCGGGGCAAGGAAUCCAUCUGGGCCCAGAUCCCCGAGUCCAUCAGGACGCUGCCUCGGACCGCCCAGAACUUCUUCUUCUUCCUGGGCUCCCAGGCUUUUGCAGUGCCACUUCUGUUAAUCUCCAGCAUCCUGAUGGCGUAUACCGUGGCUCUGGCCAAUUCCUACGGACGCCUCAUCUCCGAGCUCAGACGCCAGAUAGAGACGGAGGCGCGGAACAAAGUCUUCCUGGCUCAGCGUGCCGUGGCGCUGGGUUCGGAGAACAGGCCUCUGUGAGCAGUCGAAUCCGGAUGGCGUCCGGCCCUCAGCCUCACUGCCCCCGACCCUGGGAACCUUCAGUUAGGUUGCACAGAAAAUGACGACGCCCUCAAGUCCCUCUCUGUUGAGCCUUUUAUCAAUAAACAAGCCAAAGUUGCUGGGCCCUCUUGGGAAUCUCA
Octodon degus (degu) is the source of this 2347-nucleotide messenger RNA. RefSeq names its product transmembrane channel like 4 (gene Tmc4). Lineage: Eukaryota; Metazoa; Chordata; Mammalia; Rodentia; Octodontidae. Gene Ontology annotation, molecular function: mechanosensitive monoatomic ion channel activity. The transcript is spliced from 15 exons. The record is from RefSeq and is a predicted model, not a curated record. Gene Ontology annotation, cellular component: plasma membrane. The coding region runs from base 102 to 2186 and encodes 694 amino acids.